Messenger RNA from Echinostoma caproni, 2433 nucleotides. NCBI's taxonomy places the organism in Eukaryota, Metazoa, Platyhelminthes, Trematoda, Plagiorchiida, Echinostomatidae. The record is from the annotation of a GenBank genome assembly.
AUGCAACAUUACAAUUUCCCUUGGCCUGAUCGAAUGAGUUGCGAUCAGUUUCCCGAAUACAACAAUCCACAGGGAAUUUUGUGCAUGGAAAGAAAUCUGACAGACUCGACUAAUGGUGGUCGUACUCACUCUCGAAACUAUGACGUCCGGAGGACGGUGAGACCGGAAGAUACACUGCCUACAGAGACUGAAUCACCUCUUCUGGAGGUAACAUCCAGCAACAUUUUACCGGACGCAUGGCUUGAUCGGUUCAACAUGGAAGCCACUCACACACUCCUAAACAAGGCCAUGCAAAACAAGACGAUUCGCAAAUGGAUGAAACUGGAUCCUGGAUUAAAAUUGGCUUGCCAGUGUGAAUGUCUGGUUACUACGAGUCGCACAUCGCAGGAAAUGGACUCGUAUCCCGAAUUACCUAUCAUCUACCUAUCCACAUGUUACUUUAUGGUUUCCCUGGGCUACCUGAUACGGUUAAUCCUCGGACACGAGUCAGUUGCAUGUGAUGCAGCCAUGAUGAGCUCGACCAUGCACGAGGAUAACCCAAUUUCCGAUCUGCGGGUGGACACCGCAAUAGGUGGGACCGAACUCCCACUGUUAACCCGGGCCCUGACAACAGUUGCGCAGGACAUCUCUCAAAUGUCCUCGUUUAAUCGGGUGAAGGUUUUACGCUAUGCGACUUCCGGUCGAGCCAGUUGUGCAAUCGUUUUCCUCUUGGUCUACUUUUUCAGUAUGGCCUCAUCCGUUUGGUGGGUGAUUCUCACAUUCACCUGGUUUUUGGCUGCUGGACUGAAAUGGGGCAGUGAAGCGAUAUCGAGAUAUUCACAAGUAUUCCACUUUAUUGCCUGGUCUGUCCCGACCGCGCUCACGGCACUCGCUCUACUCCUGUCUGUGGUCGAAGGGGAUCCGACUAGCGGUCUGUGCACUGUUGGGACCAAUCGACCCCUGGCCCGAAUUUUGUUCCUAUUCGCACCCUGUUUGGUGCUUUUGGCGCUUGGUGUGAUUUUUCUCCUGGCCGGUUUUGUUGCCCUGUUCCGUAUCCGUGGAGUCAUCAAAUUACAACGGAUUGGAUUGACUAAAACCGACCGACUGGAGACGCUAAUGUUACGGAUUGGAGUGUUUGGUGCAUUGUAUGCGAUUCCGAACAUCACGGUCCUGGUGUGCAUGGGUUACGAGUUACGUGAUACAUACGUCUGGCAAUUGGGACAAGUGUGCCGUUGUGUGUACGAGACCACGUCUGUUUCCCGAGUCCUGUCGCCACUGCCGGGAUCGAAUACCUUGCCUGAGUGGGUUGCGCCCAAACCCGAUUAUAUCAUGUUUUUGUUGAAACAUUUCAUGAGCCUGAUUAUCGGUGUGACUUCGGGAUUUUGGAUUUGGUCGCACAAAACGUUGAAUUCGUGGAGAUUGCUUUGUCGUGGACGAUGUUGUCCUUCGGGUGGGGGAAGUCAGAGUGGUACGGUUCGACUGUUACCAAACACAACCAUUGCUGAACUAGACGGUUCUAGCAAACAAAAUUUAGUCCCCUGGAUCGGGUUCCCGUCAGCUGUAUCGAUGCAUGCCGUGACUCAUCCAGGCAGCUCCGGGGACCCUCGGGGCACGUUCGUUUGCCGAGGACAAAGCAACAAUUCGGAACAGUUCGGGAAACAACAUCCGAUUCAAACGCCCUUGCCACCGGUGCCAACUGGAAAAGAAGUAUACUAUUACGACCGUGUACAUCAAACCUCGAUAAAUAACACAAAUAAUAAUACCUCCUCCGGAUUGAACCAACGACGUAUGAAGGGGUGUUCAAACCGAUCGGACGGAAGUCAAACACUGUUAUCGCCGUACACAGACAACUCGGAUCGACCGACGAUGCUGGAAGGAUCCGCAGAUACUCCGAAGAACUCCACAUUACUUAUGCACCCGAGCAUGUCAUCUAUUAGUGGCUUUCACAGCCCCGGGAAAUCGGUAACCAAUCCAAAUAAUUGGUCCGCUCUGUCUAGCAGUGGAAUUAGCAGUGGUCUCACAAUGGUAGGACAAGUUUCAUCCAUACCAGAUUCAGACAACAAUACGGGAUACCCACCAACGCUUAGUAAAUUGGAUAGCGCUGGUGGAAUCACAAACAGGACCAUGUUCCCAAACAAAAGGCCCGAUUUGACCACAAAUGGAUACAAGAUGGAGAAUCAGAUGGGACCAUCGCAGCAAUCCAACGAUUAUCAUGGCUAUUACAGUUCAGCCUCGGUUAGUCACGAUGCACAUAGAAACCAUUUCGGUAGUGAUAACAAUCAAUGUGUGUUUUCCAAUUCAGCCAAAGAUUUUCACCCUGCUGCUGUACGAUCUGCAGAUUCUGGUCGAUUGAAAUCCAGAUCCGGAGCAUCGGAGAGUCAGUCGAGAGUAGGGACCAGUUCCUCACCGGAUCAGUCAGGAGUGAUGCAUCCGCCCGGCAUACUGAAGGUUUGA